Messenger RNA from Closterium sp. Yama58-4, 1149 nucleotides. NCBI's taxonomy places the organism in Eukaryota, Viridiplantae, Streptophyta, Zygnematophyceae, Desmidiales, Closteriaceae. The record is from the annotation of a GenBank genome assembly.
AUGGCCUCUAUUCGCGUUCUUUCCUUCGAUGCUGAGGGCCGUCCCGUGCAGUUCACUUCCUGGCUCGACGACCUGCAGUUGUAUCUUAUGAGCAAUAGCACGGACCACAUCUCCCUCUAUGACUACGCGUCUGGUGCUGCCGCUGCUCCUGCUGCCACAGCCGAGCUUAGUGUACGUUCACAGUGGCAGACUCGUGACGCUGCAGCUCGCCUGGCUAUUCGCAGUCACCUGCCGUUAGCUGAGCUAGAGCACUUUGGCGACUGCAAAACCGCUAAAGCCCUAUACGACGCUGUCGUUGCUCGCUACUCCUCACCUGCCACAGCCGAGCUUAGCCGUCUCAUGCUGCCUUACCUGUUCCCUGACCUGUCCACCUUUGCUACAGUCGCCGAUCUUAUCACCCACCUUCGCACUAGUGAUGCUCGCCUGCGUGCCGCCCUUCCCACCGAGUUCUGCGCUAAGAACCCCCCUCCCCUGUACUGGGCACUCCACUUCAUAGUCACCCGUCUCCCUGACACCCUCAGCUCAGUGCGCGACUAUUUCCUUGCUCGCUGUCCCACUGAGCUCACUGUCGCCCUCCUAGAGGAGAAGCUGCUAGCAGCCGAGAAGAGCAUUGUAGCUGUUGGUGCUGCUCGCGGCGCUCCUCGCACCCCCAUCUUUGAGGGGUGCUCUCCCUCUCCCCUCGCUCCCUCCUAUGCUACUGCUGCUACUGUUGACUUCCUUGGUGCUGAGUCUGCUGGCGCUGCUUCUGCUCCUGGUGGGAGGCGCCGCACCGGCAAGGGCAAGGGGGGCAAGGGUGGCGGGGGUGGCACUGAGGGGGGAGGGGGUGGGGGAGGUGGGGGGGGAGGCGGUGCUGGAGGGAGCGGUGGCGGGAGUGCCGGUGGGAGUGGGGCCGGCGGCGGAGGCGGGGGCGGCGGCGGGAGCAGUGGCGGUGGUGGCAGCGGCGGCAGUGGCGGCGGUGGCGGCGGUGGCGGUAGUGGCGGUGGCGGUGGCGGUGGUGGCGGUCGGAGCGGAGGUAGUGGCGGCGGUGGAGGUCGGAGUGGAGGCACCGGCUCGGGCCAGAGCUCCCUGCAGCAGCAGCGCAGCAGCAGUCGUGGGACGUCGGGGGGACAUGUCAUUCGCACAGGUUCGCACGCUCUUCUUCCGCCUUGA